Molecule: messenger RNA, 993 nt
Organism: Perca flavescens (yellow perch)
Lineage: Eukaryota; Metazoa; Chordata; Actinopteri; Perciformes; Percidae
Gene: mdkb
Product: midkine b
Exons: 5
Coding region: 46-495 (149 amino acids)
Molecular function (GO): growth factor activity
Source: RefSeq, a predicted model, not a curated record
GACGACUCCACAGUUCGACCGGCUGCUCCUCUCAGCUCAGCAAAGAUGCGAAGUUUGUUCUCCGUGACGACGCUGCUGCUGCUGCUGCUGCUAGCGCUGACGCUCCCCGCCGAGGCCAACCGGAGAGCCAAGAAUCACAAAGGUGGUAAACAUGAUAAAUCGCGGCUGGCGUCUGAGUGCUCCUCUGCAGAGACGCAGUACGGGAAGUGUGUCCCCGAACACGGAGACUGUGGAGACGGCCUGAGAGAGGCGACCUGCAAAGAUCACACCGACAAGAUUCACUGCAAGAUCCCCUGCAACUGGAAGAAGGACAUCAGUGACUGUAAGUAUAAGUUCGGCCCGUGGGGAUCCUGCGACGGCGACACCAACACUAAGAGCCGCCCAGGAACUCUGAAGCGAGCGCUGUUCAACGCCGAGUGUCUACCCACCGUCUCGGUUUCCAAACCCUGCUCCCCCAAAGUGAAGAAGACCAGAGGGGACAAGAAGUCGAACUGAAGGACGAAGAGAAGACCCUGAGCAAUCGUCUUCAUCGAACACAAACGACCCGAAAAACUCAUCCAAAACACACCAACCUUUGACUGUAUUCUGAUUUGAUGUUCUUUUGUUUUUUGGAUUAAAGCUGUCCCAGAAUCCUCCACUAGAUAAUAAUAAUAAUAAUAAAAAAUAAUAAUAAUAAUAAUAAUGAUACUUCUGUCCCUCGUAGAUUAUAGUUUGUUUUAACAGUACAUUUAGUCUUAAAAGCUUUUUUUAAAGUAGCUAAAGUUAAAUUAAGAUCCAAGACUUGUUCUGAUUGGCUGUGAAAACUCUCCGGAUGAUCCAGACUUUACACGUUGGAUUAUAAAGAGUUCUGUGUUUACUCCUGUUCAGAACCUCCUUUAAAAACUGUAUGAAAAAAAUAAAAUAGGAAUUGGAUGAAUCUGUAAUGGAAAAAAUAAAAAUCCUCUCUGAAAUCUAUUUUUUUGAACUAUAGAUUAUUGACGCUGCAAGAUGAAA